Neogale vison (American mink) is the source of this 4012-nucleotide messenger RNA. RefSeq names its product MCF.2 cell line derived transforming sequence-like 2 (gene MCF2L2). Bases 486 to 3599 code for a protein of 1037 amino acids. The record is from RefSeq and is a predicted model, not a curated record. The transcript is spliced from 28 exons. Gene Ontology annotation, molecular function: guanyl-nucleotide exchange factor activity. Lineage: Eukaryota; Metazoa; Chordata; Mammalia; Carnivora; Mustelidae. Gene Ontology annotation, cellular component: cytoplasm.
UCCUGCUCCUCCGCCCUGUGCGCGCAGGCUCCGAGCUCCCUCCGCGUGCCGGCGGAGCAGCGUUCUUCCUCACCCCACCGGAAGGCGGCGCCGAAGACCCGACCCACCCAGACAGCAAAUCCAGAGAGCGGGGCGCUUCCUCGGCCGGGGCAGCCCGACGCGCAGUUACAGCGGGAUUUGGGGCGACUUGUUUUUCUUACGUCCACAAUUGCCAUUUCCCUCUCUCCGAAAGCCAGACGUUACGUUGGGAAAGCUGCUGGAUUUUAGUCUUUGAGACAAUCCCCUAAAGGGCGUGGCCGGCCGAGCGGCCCCGCAAAGUUGGCCUGGGCUGGGAGGGACUCGUUUCGUGCCUGAAGAGAGCGAGGAAGAGCGUGAGGGCAGCGCAUCCUCGGGAGGAGAUGUCUUUGAAACACCAUCCGUGACAGCCGCAGGAACACUUACGUGUUGCUUUGUUUUGUUUACAUACUGAGUGGCUUUUCAGUGAAAUGCGGUUUUGGUUACAGGAAGAAAUGGCCCCCCAGGAGCUCAGCCGGCGACUGGCCACCGUGAUCACUCAUGUCGAUGAAAUUAUGCAGCAGGAAAUCAGGCCGUUGGUGGCAGUGGAUAUAAUUGAACAACUUCACAGACAGUUUGCCAUUCUCUCAGGAGGCCGAGGGAAAGAUGGUGCCCCCAUCAUCACUUUUCCAGAGUUUGUGGGGUUCAAACACCUCCCAGAGGAAGACUUCCUAAAUGUCAUGACUUACCUGACUAGCAUCCCCAGUGUGGAGGCUGCCAGCAUCGGAUUCAUCAUUGUUAUCGACCGGCGACGGGACAAGUGGAGCUCCAUAAAAGCAUCAUUGACACGAAUAGCUGUAGCAUUUCCAGGAAACUUGCAGCUCAUAUUCAUCCUUCGUCCAUCUUGCUUUAUCCAGAGGACAUUCACUGACAUUGGCAUUAAAUAUUAUCGAGAAGAAUUUAAAAUGAAAGUGCCGAUUGUUAUGUUAAACUCUGUGUCUGACCUUCAUGGCUACAUUGACAAAAGCCAACUGACAGAGGACUUAGGGGGAACUUUGGAAUACCGCCACAGUCAGUGGAUAAAUCAUCGAACUGCCAUCGAAAACUUUGCCAUGUCUUUGAAGACCACUGCCGAGAUGCUCCAGAUGUUUGGGGCCUGCCUCGCCACAAAAGAGCUGCCCAGCAGCGUGCUGUCUGCUGAAGACCUCCUUAUGUCCCACACAAGGCGGUGGGACAAGCUGCAGGAUGAGCUGAAAUUACUUGGAAAGCAAGGGACCACAUUACUGUCAUGCAUUCAAGAACCAGCAACCAAAAGUCCCACCAGCAAACUCAAUCCCAGUGAACUAGAGAAUGUAGCUAUCAUGGAACGGUUAUUACUUCAGUUGGACGAGACAGAAAGAGCCUUUAAUCAGUUUUGGUCUGAGCAUCACUUGAAGCUUAACCAAUGCCUACAGCUACAACACUUUGAGCGCAAUUUUUAUGAGGUUAAGCUUGCCCUGGACAGUUUGUUGGCAGAGCAAGUGGAGUUUACAAACAUUGGCGACAGUGUGAUAUGCGUGGAGCAACUUCUUAAGGAACACAAAAACCUGGAAGAAAAAGGCCAGGAUACCUUGGAAAAGGCCCAGCUGCUUUCAAUAAUUGGGGACCAACUCAUCCAAAGCCACCACUAUGCAGUGGACUCCAUCAGACCCAGAUGUGUAGAGCUCAGGCACCUCUGUGAUGACUUCAUCAAUGAAAAUAAGAAAAAAUAUGACAUUUUAGAAAAGUCCUUGGAGUUGCAUAGACAGCUGGACAAGGUCAGCCAGUGGUGUGAAGCAGGAAUCUACCUUUUGGCUUCCCAAGCUGUAGACAAGUGCCAAUCACGAGAGGGGGUUGACGUUGCCUUGAACGACAUUGAAGCAUUCCUGAGUACAGCGAAGGAGUACCAGUUGCCCAGCCACAUGGAAUUUUACAACCAGUUUGAGUUGAUACUCACCAUUGACGUCAAGGCCAGAGCCCAGGAAGUCCUGCAGAAGCUGAGCGACGUACAGGAAAUAUUUCACAAGAGGCAAAUGAGUCUGAUGAAACUGGCAGCCAGACAGACUCGCCCAGUGCAACCCGUGGCCCCCCACCCUGAGUCGUCCCCAAAAUGGGUGUCGCCAAAAACCAGCCAGCCCUGCGUCUUGGCUCCUCUUCAGAGGACAUCUGAGGAAACUUAUGCAGGGACAUUGGAAAAGGAAGAUGACAAGACUAAAUUUGAAGUCAAGAAUGAAGAAAUACUGGAAAGCAGUCACGAUGGGGAGAACCCUAAGCCAGAGCACCUUGACAGUCCUGAAAAUCUUUCCCCUACCAGGCGCAUCAUACAUGACUUGCUCGAGACGGAAGCGAUUUAUAUAAAGGAGAUUAAGAGCAUAAUUGAUGGUUAUAUCACUCCAAUGGAUUUUAUUUGGCUGAAGCAUCUGAUUCCAGAUGUUCUUCAGAAUAACAAGGAGUUUCUCUUUGGGAAUAUUAGGGAACUUUAUGAAUUUCACAACAGGACUUUUCUAAAAGAAUUGGAAAAGUGCACCGAAAACCCUGAACUUCUGGCACGUUGCUUUCUCAAGAGAAAAGAAGAUCUGCAGAUAUAUUUUAAAUACCAUCAAAACCUUCCCCGAGCGAGAACAAUCUGGCAAGAAUGCCAAGACUGCACCUUCUUUGGGGUAUGCCAGCGCCAACUGGAUCACGAGCUCCCUCUUUUUAAGUAUCUCAGAGGACCAAGCCAGAGACUUAUAAAAUACCAGAUGCUGUUGAAGGGGCUGCUGGAUUUUGAGUCUCCGGAGGAUUUGGGGAUAGACCCAGGUGACCAAGAAGAAGGUUUGGCUAAGAAUGGGCCAAAGAGGACCAAGGAUUCCACAUUCUCAGCCGAACUACAGCAAGCUUUGGCCAUGUUGGAAGAUUUGAUCAAGUCCUGUGAGUUGGCCAUGGACCUGGCAGCAGUCACUGGAUGUCCGGAUGAUAUCAAGAAACUGGGCAAGCUGUUGAUGCAUGGCUCUUUCAACGUCUGGACAGUUCACAAGGAUCGUUACAAAAUGAAGGAUUUUAUCCGAUUUAAGCCCAGCCAGAGGCAAAUCUAUCUAUUUGAAAGGGGAAUCGUGUUCUGUAAGAUUCGAAUGGAGCCCAGUGACCAGGGCCUCGCUCCUCAUUACAGCUUUAAGAAAUCUAUGAAGUUGGUGACACUGUCAAUUCGCCAGCUUGGCAGGGGGAGCAGCCGAAAGUUUGAAAUUGCCCACCGAAAUGGACCCGAGAAAUACAUCCUGCAGGCAGCUUCAAAAGAAAUCAGAGAUUGCUGGUUUUCAGAAAUAAGUAAAUUACUGAUGGAACAACAAAACAAUAUUAAAGAUAUUGAUGAGGGUGAAGACAAUGGCAAACAAAUCUCCUCAAAAGGCUGCUCCAGCAGAGAGUUCAUCUCCAUGGAAACCUCUGAGGAGCCUGAAGGUGCAGAAGAAAUGGAAAAGGAGAACAGUGCUCUGAGUCUAUCCGGACUUUUCCAGUUGGACGACAGUUAUGAAACGUGUUCCUCCAAAUUUGUCCCGGAAACGGGAGAAAGCAUCCAGGGGAAAAAAGAAGGUGGCGAUGAGGACAUGUGAGUGUGAAAGAGGAAAGAACAGUAAGCAAACUGGUUAGCCAUUGCUCCCCUGACUCUUGUUGAAUUUCAGGACAGCAAACAAAACUAAGCCAGGGUCCACUGGCUUGCUCGCCCCUGCGGUCGGGGGGACAGCUAGCUUACGGGAUAAGCAGUGCGGGCGAGGGAAGGAUGCCUGAGGACCCCCUCCCCGGAGAACUGACACUGGCACCAGACCCCCGCGGCUCCCCGCUCGGCCGAGGCCCCCAGACCGCCUUCGUUCCGCUCACAGGCUGCGGCGGCCGCUGGGGGGGCCGGCCCACCCUUACAGAGAAAGCAGCCAAGGGGCCUCGGACCCUCCGAAUCUGUCACCCUAGCCCGGGGGAAGGGCCAGGACCACCUUCCAGAAGACUAAGGGUCCACGGCCUCCGGGGGAGC